AUGUUGGUUGGGCCGGCCAAAGUAUUUUACAUGGAUGGCAUUUCAACAGGUCUGGAUAGUUCUACCACUUACCAAAUUGUGAAGUUUAUGAAGCAGAUGGUUCAUAGUAUGGAUUCAACAAUGAUAAUCUCACUUCUGCAGCCUGCACCUGAAACUUUUGAUCUUUUUGACGACAUUAUUCUGCUAUCAGAGGGACAAAUUAUUUACCAAGGUCCACAAGAGAAUGUUCUUGAUUUCUUGGAGAGUGUCGGAUUCAAAUGCCCCAAAAGGAAGGGAGUUGCUGAUUUUCUACAAGAGGUCACUUCGAGGAAGGAUCAAAGGCAAUUUUGGUUCAAAAAGAACAAACGUUACCGAUUUAUUUCAGUUCCAAAGCUUGUGGAGCACUUCAAAUCUUUCCACAUUGGACAACAACUUUAUGAUGAACUUGGGAUUCCGUAUGACAAAACCAAAGCCCAUCAUUCUGCAUUGGUGACUAGGAAGUAUGGUAUUUCCAAUAUGGAGCUUUUAAAGGCAUCCUUGGCCAGAGAAUGGCUAUUGAUGAAACGCAAGUCCUUUCUCUACAUAUUCAAGACCACACAGAUUACAAUCAUGUCCAUAGUUACUUUCACAGUUUUCUUUAGAACUGAAAUGAAACAUGGCCGAUUGGAAGACGGAGGCAAAUAUUAUGGUGCACUAUUUUUUAGUCUCCUGAAUGUGAUGUUUAAUGGAACGGCUGAGAUUCCCCUUACUAUGUUUAGGCUUCCUGUAUUCUUUAAACAGAGGGAUGCCUUGUUUUAUCCUGCAUGGGCUUUUGCCAUUCCAAUUUGGCUGAUGAGGAUCCCCCUCUCCCUUAUAGAAUCAUCGAUAUGGAUUAUCUUCACAUAUUACACAAUUGGGUUUGCUCCUGCUGCUAGUAGAUUUUUUUGCCAAAUUUUGGCAUUUUUCGGUGUACAUCAAAUGGCUUUGUCUCUCUUCCGCUUCAUUUCGGCACUUGGUAGAACACUGACUAAUGCAAGCACACUUGCUACCUUUACGUUGCUAAUGUCUUUUGUCCUUGGUGGAUUCAUUGUUGCCAAAGAUGACAUAAAACCCUGGGUGAUAUGGGGUUACUACGUUUCUCCUAUGACGUAUGGACUGAAUGCCAUAGCCAUCAAUGAAUUUCUUGAUGAGAGAUGGAGCACUCCCAAUACAGAUCCAAGCUUUGCUGAACUUACAAUUGGAAAGGUUCUUCUCAAGUCCAGGGGAAUGUUCAUGGAUGACUAUAUGUAUUGGAUUUGUAUCAUUGCACUCUUUGGGUUUUCUCUUCUCUUCAAUGUUGGCUUCAUUGUAGCACUGACAUACUUGGAUCCUUUACGAGAUUCAAAAUCUGGUAUCCAAGAUGGGGACAAUAAAAUUAAAAAGAGUUCAACAACUACAGCUCCAUCAGUUAAAGGUUACCUACCCUUGCCUCUUAAGAAUUCCAAUUGGGUUUUCUAA
Molecule: messenger RNA, 1455 nt
Organism: Ilex paraguariensis (yerba mate)
Lineage: Eukaryota; Viridiplantae; Streptophyta; Magnoliopsida; Aquifoliales; Aquifoliaceae
Source: the annotation of a GenBank genome assembly